AUGUCCCAUUUGCUUGCAAAGAGUACAGCUUGGUCCGUCUACGGAGAAAAAUAUCCUGUAUGUCGUUUCCUCAAAGGUUAUAGUGGUAGACUCUACGAUUUCGCUUACAGGUGGUGCAAUAUAGACUUGUCGACGGAAACUGAGAAUAUGAUUGUAUUCAUUUUCCGGCAUUCCAACUUGGAGCAACGGAAACAAACGUUCCCUCAUCAUGUGUCCGCAGCAAGUGUCCGACACAUGCUGCAGCUCAUGACGCGCAAAUUGUGGCGAGCUGUUUUACCGCGUUUAAGAAGGGACAGCUUAGUCAUGGGGAAUAAAAGAAAAUAUCAUAAGAGGAAUCUGAUAAAGCUGUGGAAAAAGGAAGAUGUGACAUUAGCAUUACAAGCAGUUUUAGAAAAAACGAAGAGACUGAAAAAAGCUGCUAAACAAUUAAAUGUUCCAAGGAUCAUUCUACAGAGACUAUUGCACCAAUGCAAGAAUGAAGUUCGUCUUUGGCGAAGAGCUAAUCAAGAACCAUUAACCCAGUUUGAUUUGGCAGAGCUACUUAGCAAAGCAUAUGUUAACAGCCAAACAGCUGAAAUUGCUAUUAAUGGUUUUAAAGUCACUGGUGGCUGGCCUUUUAACAGGGAUAUAUUCAAACAUGCUGAUUUCAUUGAAGAAAAGGAAAAUAUAGUAAACAACUACAGGUUAAGUUUUUGUGAAGCGGACGUUCAGUACAGUGACGUUGACUUAUCAGCUUCGCAGCCCGACAAAGAACUUUUAACUAGAAGUUUGGAUGUUCCUGAUUGCCAACCAGGAUGCUCAAGAGAUACAGAACCACAACCAGGAUGGUUGAACACAUUGUAUCUCCCCAUCAGAUGUUCAAAUGAUCCUGCAAUAAACAGAGAUAACAUUAUUUGUCCAUUUGCCAGUGAUUAA
Molecule: messenger RNA, 915 nt
Organism: Acanthoscelides obtectus
Lineage: Eukaryota; Metazoa; Arthropoda; Insecta; Coleoptera; Chrysomelidae
Source: the annotation of a GenBank genome assembly